Molecule: messenger RNA, 2308 nt
Organism: Dicentrarchus labrax (European seabass)
Lineage: Eukaryota; Metazoa; Chordata; Actinopteri; Moronidae
Gene: mpv17
Product: mitochondrial inner membrane protein MPV17
Exons: 8
Coding region: 82-615 (177 amino acids)
Cellular component (GO): membrane; cytoplasm
Source: RefSeq, a predicted model, not a curated record
AAAUUCUGAGCCGGGUCAGGGACGUGAAGGCAUCAGCAGCAGCUCACACAGUGGAGCCGGGCUCAUCAUACAGGUGGGACGAUGGCAGGCCUGUGGAGAGCCUACCAAGCACUGAUGACCAAAUACCCCUGGACAGUGCAGAUAGUGACUGCUGGGUCUUUAGUGGGUGUCGGUGAUGUCAUCUCCCAACAGCUGAUUGAGAGAAGAGGAUUGGCUCAUCACAACGUGCGGCGGACGGCCAAGAUGAUGAGUAUUGGUUUCUUCUUCGUGGGUCCAGUAAUCGGCACCUGGUACAAAGUCUUGGACAGGCUGGUGGUUGGAGGAACUAAAAGUGCUGCCAUGAAGAAAAUGCUGGUUGAUCAGUUGUGCUUUGCUCCGGGUUUCCUGGGAGCUUUUCUCUCUAUCUCCGGAGCGCUGAACGGACUGACGGUGGAGGAGAACAUCGGCAAGCUCAAGAGGGACUACACGGAUGCCCUGAUCUCAAAUUACUAUCUCUGGCCGCCAGUCCAGAUCGCCAAUUUCUACUUCAUUCCUCUCCACCACAGGUUGGCUGUCGUCCAGGUUGUCGCUGUUGGCUGGAACUCCUACCUGACCUGGAAGGCCAAUAAGAUGUGACCGAUGAUCACAAGUCCGGCCCGUGUUGAUGAUGAUGAUGAUGAUUUUACACUCAUUUGUUGUAUGUGUGUGUGUGUGUGUGUGUGUGUGUGUGACAUGGGCAGUUCUGGUCUAACUUACUUUAUGCUACUUAGUCUUCUGAUAUUUCCAAUGUGUAAAACUGUGACUGACUCACUCAUAAAGGUCGGGAGAAAGUGCUUGUCUACUCUGAAUGACAAAUUCACACUUGAAAGUCAAACUUGCGUUUGCAGAAAUGUCUGUGAAAGUUUAGUUAUUUAUGGAAAUAGGAUUUGGCAGGGGUGCCGCAGUGUAGCCACACAUACGCACAAACACUCAUACAUUAACACCUACUGGUUGCAAAAGGAAACUUUUCUAAUUAUUUAAUGUAUUGUUAAUCACUUUAAAUAAUUGUGUUGAAGGAUACAUUUUUAUAGGUUAAUGGUAGCAUGUUUACUCUUAUUAUGAAGGAAAUUUCCACCUCAGGUUCUCAGUAAUAAUUCAUUGUAAUUUACAUAUUUGGUUUAUUCACUUCACCUCAUAUCUGUACUUCCGCUCCAGCAACUGUUUGCCUACAUUUCCCAAAAUGCCUUUCUAACAAUCCUCUUGAAAAAGGGCAAGCAAAUGUUUUUUUUAGAUUUAUGAUGAAUAGAUAAAUGUACAUAAAGUGAGUGAUAUGAAAGCAAACACUCUUUACAGAAGUAAUACCAAGUCUCUUUCAGCUGCAGGAUGCAAUGCAUUGUGGUCUAUUGAGGCUUCUGUGGGUGAAGUAACUAGCAUCAUUUGUCUGUCUGUCUAUCAUGGCUCUGGAAAGAUGUGCUUGUUGACGUAAUGUUUGAAUAGUUUGACUUUUUUGGGGGAAAUAUGUUUAUUUGUUAGUUAGAUGAAGCCACUCUCGUGUGUGUACAGUGAAUAUAAGGCUACAGUCAGCAGCGGGUUAGCUUAGCAUAAAGACUGGAAAGGGAAGAAACAAUUAGCUCUUGCUCUGUCUGACGCAAAUGUCAUUUAUUUCUCAUAACUUAUUUCAAACUGUAAUAUUAUUACUGAAAUGUAUUAUUAAUUAGUUACACUACUAGUUACUGGGGAAAGUAAUAUUAUUAGUAGUAUUGAAUUAUUGGCCAACACUCAUCUAAAAUCCACAUAUUAACAUCUUGUUUGUUUAAUCAUUCAAAAAACCAAAGUGUGUGUGUGUGUGUGUGUGUGUGUGUGCGUGUGUGUGUGUGUGUGCUUUUCACCUGGCCAAGAAAUAGUCCGUAACCUCUGUAAAGCUGCACUGUGUCAUUCACACACUUUGGACGGAUUAAACCAAAUAUAAAGUGUUAAUUGGUGAGCUUCAGAGGUGCUGUUAGGUGGAUUUUGUUACCUUUGGACAGACCUGUUCCACUCUUUGUGCUAAGCUAGAUAAUUUGCUGCUUACUAAUAAUAACUUGCUAUUUACCGUCUGGACUUGAGUGCUUUCAUAUAACUCUCAAUAACAAAUCAAACUAUUCCUUCAAACAGUCAGAAUUGUUGAAUUAUCAAGUCCAACUGCAUUGUACAGUAAUUAGUCCAUUGGUGCGUCGACAAUCUCCGUUUGGGUUUUUCCUUUUAUUCUUCAAUGUACAUUAUAAUCUUUAUACUCAGAAUGUGCACAUUUGUAAUAACAAAAGCCGUCUCUGGCAUAUGAGACAAUAAAGUUUUACCCGAGGUGAUGUCA